AUGUCGUCGACGCGCCACUCUCUAGAGCCAGCAGACGUGAAGGAGACAGAUACAGCAAAGCAUGUAGAGGUCGCUGACGACUUCACUUGGACGAAGGAGGAGGAACAAAAGUUGGUUCGCAAAAUUGACCUCUUUCUGCUACCGACGAUAUGGUUGAUGUACCUGCUAUCAUACAUGGACCGCACAAAUAUCGGGAACGCGAAGAUUGCCGGUAUGGCUGACGAUCUGGGACUGAGCUCCGAUCAAUACUCUAUCGCUUUGGUAGUAUUCUUCGUGACUUAUGUCGUUUUCGAGCCGCCUUCCAACAUGCUUCUGGUCCGCCUCAAACCGUCCAUCUACCUACCCAUCAUCAUGAUAAUCUGGGGGGCCCUGACCUGUUGCAUGGCUGUCAUCAAUGACUUCAAGCAUCUCGUCGUACUCCGAAUCUUCGUUGGUGUCUUCGAAUCAGGUUUCGCGCCAGGAAUUAUCCUGAUCAUCUCUUCCUGGUACAAGAAAGACGAACAAUCGAAACGCUUUGGUGUAUACAUGUCGGCUGCGAUUCUUAGUGGUGCAUUUGGUGGUCUUCUCGCGGGUGCGAUAACUGGCGGCAUGGAGGGCACAGGUGGACUUCGUGGUUGGCGAUGGCUGUUUAUCGUGGAGGGAGCUGCCACUAUUGUAUGGGCAGUGGCUGCAUACUUCAUCCUACUGGACUUUCCUGCCAACACAAAACGACUCACCGACCGAGAGCGAGCUAUCGCAAUUGCACGCCUCCGGGAAGGCGGCGUCCGAACACACGUGGAAGGCGAGGAGAGAAUGGGCAAGGCCAAGUCUUUCCGACUCGCCGUCAUGGAUUGGAGGACUAUUUCCUUUAUCCUUGGCUACAUGGUCAUCGUUGGCUCCUCCACACUCUCGUACUUUUACCCAACGCUGAUGACUGGACUCGGUUACACGGACACGGUAACAGCUCAGUACAUGACCGUCCCUAUCUAUGCUGUCGCCUUUGUCUGUACAGCAGUCACUACAUACUUCGCCGACUCCAUUUCCAACCACCGUGGUCUCGUAAUCGCAAGUUGGCUUGGCUUUUCGCUUAUAACUUCUAUCCUAGUAUGCGUAAUCUACGACUUCAAAGCGCGAUACGCACUACUUGUUCUCAUGGCUGCUGGCCUCUGGUCCUCGAAUGCGGUUUCUCUAUCGUUCGCAAGCGCAACGUUUGGGUCCAUGCAGCCUGAGGUCAGGGCCAUCGCGAUUGCGCUUGUCAACGCGAUGGGCAACCUUGCGCAAAUAUAUGGUGCGUACCUCUUCCCUAGUGACGACAAGCCAAAGUACCUCAUGGGUUUCGGGGUCAUUUCUGGUAUGUUGGGGUUCGGUGUGGUCGUGUACAUACUCCUUCAUAUUACGUUGAGGAGAAAAGACGGCAUCACAGCGUUCUUUUGA
Molecule: messenger RNA, 1413 nt
Organism: Alternaria atra
Lineage: Eukaryota; Fungi; Ascomycota; Dothideomycetes; Pleosporales; Pleosporaceae
Exons: 3
Coding region: 1-1413 (470 amino acids)
Biological process (GO): transmembrane transport
Cellular component (GO): membrane
Molecular function (GO): transmembrane transporter activity
Source: RefSeq, a predicted model, not a curated record